AUUACAUACCGUCUGGCUACAAAGAUGUGACCGUUUCUACCAAUCGGAUUCAUUGUUUUGAAAUCGUUGAAGAACAAAAUUAUCCAUGAAUACAAUAAACUGGAUCAUAUGUGGGUUACCUAGCUCUGCGAUUUGAAGUCGAAAUUACAUCAAUUGUGCGGAUUAAAUUUAGUGAAAUGGAUGCAGGUCUCUAUCAAGCGUUGAACGGGACGAACGGGACGCACGGAAAGGAAAACGGCUCCGUCAGCCACUCGAACUACGUGGAGGACUAUGACGACACCGAGGGCAGCUCCUCCAUCCUGUUCUCGGUGCCAGAGAAGAUUGGCGCCCUCGCAACGGCGCUCAAAGUGUUCAAAACUCACAAGGUGAAUCUGAUCCAUAUCGAGUCCCGGCCCUCCAAGAAGAGUGACGAUCAGUACGAGUUCUUCGUUGACGCCGACGAUACGAAAGGCGGUCUGAAGGACGCUAUCCUCGCACUCAAAGGUCAAGGUUACGAUGUCACGUACCUGACCCGCAAACACCAGCGGGGCUCAAGAGGAAACUCCAUCUCAAUUGACAAAGAAGUACCAUGGUUCCCACGGCGCAUCGCCGACUUGGACCGGUUCGCAAACCAGAUUCUGAGUUACGGAUCAGAGUUGGACUCGGACCACCCCGGCUUCACGGACGCCGUGUACCGGGCACGCCGUAAGGAGUUCGCCGACAUCGCUUUCAACUACAAACAUGGGACUCCGAUCCCCAGGGUGACCUACUCGGAAGACGAAGUGAAAACAUGGGGUACGAUUUUCCGAGAGUUGACCAAGCUGUACCCCACACAUGCGUGCCGCGAGUUCAACCACGUGUUUCCGCUUCUCCGGGACAACUGCGGCUUCCGGGAAGACAACAUUCCGCAACUCGAGGACGUUUCCAACUUCCUGCAGAGCUGUACGGGGUUCCGUCUGCGGCCGGUUGCGGGGCUGUUGUCGUCACGUGACUUCCUGGCGGGACUGGCGUUCCGCGUGUUCCACUCUACACAGUACAUACGCCACUCCUCCAAACCAAUGUACACUCCAGAACCCGACGUCUGCCACGAACUACUUGGUCACGUGCCACUGUUCGCGGAUCCCAUCUUCGCCCAAUUCUCCCAGGAGAUCGGCCUGGCGUCGUUAGGUGCCCCAGACGACUACAUAAAGAAAAUCGCUACGUGCUAUUGGUUCACGGUGGAGUUCGGUAUGUGUCACCAGGACGAUGAGGUCAGAGCAUACGGGGCGGGACUACUGUCAUCGUUCGGAGAGCUCCAGUACUGUCUGACUGAUAAGCCCCAGAAGCGGCCCUUCGAGCCCGUUAAGACGGCUGAGCAGGACUAUCCUAUCACAGAGUUCCAACCCAUAUACUUUGUGGCGGAAAGCUUUGAGAACGCCAAACAGAAAAUGCGCGAGUACGCCUCCACCAUUCCGCGCCCGUUCUCGGUACAGUACAACCCCUACACGCAGUCAGUAGACGUGAUAGAGUCCCAGUCCCAGCUGCUCAAUCUCGCCAGGAACAUCAAGUCUGAAAUGACUUUGCUGGAGGACGCUAUUUCGAAGUUUAAGUAACAAGUAUAAAGAAGAAAAGGUGAGCAGAAAUCAUCAUAGAAACACGGACACUUUAACGACGGAUUACUUUUUUUGUAUGAAGAUUUUUUAUUUUUUUCACAAUUUUCUGUUGUACGAAACCCCGCGAAAAGUGAUGAAUGUAUUUUUAAUGGAGACCAAUAUAUAAAUGGGUGUCUGGUCUAGCAGAAUAUUUUGUAACGUUAUAAAGGUUUGCUAAUGCAUGUAUGUUAACAUUAUGUGCGUAAAAAACACGAACCUGAUUGUUUUGUAGCGUUUACUUCUGUUUUUAUUACGACAUCGUUUGCUCAAUUUUCUGUAUCAAGCAUGUUGUCUAAUUUUCUUCAUAAUGUAUGAAAGUGAAACUACAAUUUGUUUGUGUGAUAUUCAAUAUACAACUUCAAUUUAUUGUACAAUGUAUGGGGCAUCCUUUUGAAUUUACGGAAUAUUGUAUAUAAUAUAUUUGUCGGUGGAUGAAUUAUUUCAUGAAUAUUGUAUAAUUAUAAAGUAUCUUUGCAUGUAUAUGUGCUUGUGCAUGAAUGAACACACGAAUACUGCUUCUAACUGAAUUAUCGGUGUAUGAAUUUGUUUAUUUAUUCAUUCUUAAUUCAAGUUGUACAUAUUUGGUAUUGCGUUUUUGAUGAUUGCUUUAUAUUCGUGUUUUUAUUUAUUGCUAUACACUUAUUAUUCGGAGAAAGCGUGAUAAUCGGGAUACGUGGUUAUGAAGAGUACAUUUGUGUAUUUAGAUACAGUGACAUUACGCUUGCUCUAUCGAACUUACCGUAUAUACCGUUGGCUUACUUUAAAUCAAAUUAAAUGGUUGAGAAAUGCAUGUCCGUACAUUCGAAUAUGUUUGAACAACGUCAGUGAGUUGUCUUCCUUUUGUAGGAAUUUGCUUGUCGAAACUCUUCUUGAUUAAAAUAUGAGAAUGCUGA
Molecule: messenger RNA, 2503 nt
Organism: Dreissena polymorpha
Lineage: Eukaryota; Metazoa; Mollusca; Bivalvia; Myida; Dreissenidae
Product: phenylalanine-4-hydroxylase-like
Exons: 13
Coding region: 177-1571 (464 amino acids)
Biological process (GO): L-tyrosine biosynthetic process; L-phenylalanine catabolic process
Molecular function (GO): iron ion binding; phenylalanine 4-monooxygenase activity
Source: RefSeq, a predicted model, not a curated record